UUCUAAUCUAAGGAUGUAUAGUGACAAGAAUAUUUUCUGGUAGUAUUCAAUUUAUCUUGGCCAGUUAAAAGUUGAUAUUGAAGUGUAAAGAAUAUAUUUCAACAUGGGAAAGAAGAAAAAUAAGAAAAAUAAGACACCAGAACCUACAGGAAGAACAAGCCCAGAACACACUGGAAGGUUACUUAUGACUGAAUUGGGGUAUGAUAUUAUGAAAAAAUAUCAAGAAAACCUGUCACCAUCGCAGAGAAAAGUACAACUCUUAUUUAAAGAAUACCGGCUCGAUUCAUAUCGUAGAGGUUAUUUCCUUGAUCAAACAAAACAAGAUUUUAUAUUGUGGAGUAUAAGGUUUUUGGAAACGAAUGCGUGUUUUUACCUCGGAAUGACUACUGUAAUUAAAGAGUUAGAUAUUCUCGAAUAUUUUGAAACUGAGGUAGUCAGUGAUUUAAAAUGUUUCAUACGUGAUUUACAUUCUUUGAACUUGACUGUUGUAUGUACCUUAUCACCACCGGGCGCAACUUACUCCAGAGUGAUUGAUAUCUUGAUGGAAAAUAGUCUAGAACAGAAAAGAGUUAAACCACCUUGCCAAUGCCACUACAAAUAUGACAAAAGAAUAUACUCAGAUGUUAUUUCUUACGAAGUAUCGCCAGUGGGAUCUAUACUUCAUUUAUACGAUUUAUAUGAUUUAAUGAUAAGUUUGCAAGAAACGAUCAAAGACCACGGAGAUGUUUACUAUCUUGGAUAUAACCUGGAUGAUGGAAAGCUCCGACCCCACCAUGCAGACUGGUUAGAUGUUGCAUCUAUGAUAACAUCAACAAAAUAUCGUUGCUGUUUCUUUAGUACUCAAUACAAAAUUUCUGCAGUUUUAUUUAACGUAUCUUGUCAUUUUAUCUUAAAACGAAUACAACAAUCAGAACAUCUUAAGAUGACUCCGACUAUGGACAGCUCAAUACAUCUUUUAGAAACAUUAUGUCCAUUGGCACAGUCAAUAUUUCACCUGCGCUCAGUCUCCCCUUCAGACUUAGAAGCGCUAUACGAAAGCCUCGAAGACGUUAGAUUAAUAUUAUCAAGUAUGGUGUUUAAAAAACCUACUGAUCUGACCACAUCUUUAAAGGAUCUCAAUUUCACUCCUACCGCACAACGUUUUCCAGAACGUCCUCCCACAACUUUACGUGUACCUGAAAUUCCUGUUAUUAGUUUAGGGAAGCCCACUCCUUCAACUCCUAAAAGCGAGGAAGUUGAAAAACCUGAGAUUAAAUUUUCUCCAAAUGUAAAGGAAAGCACCACAAUAGAAAGUACCUCUCUAGAUAACAUUUAUAAAGAUUUUAUCCAUCAUAUGAAACAUGUAAGUGGGAGGAAAGUUCCCGCUGACAAAGUAAAAAGCAUGAGAUCCAAAAGGAUAGAAUAUGUUGAGAAGACUCUCAAAACUAUAAAAGAACAGUUUUCUCGUAAUUAUGAAUUUGUAAAAAGUAUACUAUCGGAUAAUCAGAGUGGAAAAACAAAACUGCCGACUAACGUUGUUAUAGACCCACUAAGCCCAAAACCUCCCAGCCCGGCGAAUGUAGAAAUGGAAGAAGAAGAAGAAAUUAAUAGAGAGGUGCCUCAAGAUGAAGCGAAAAUUAAAAAAGAACUAUGGAGAAUGAAAAAACGAGAGAAAGUAGAGAAACAGAAAAAAUUCGAUAAACUUUCGAGAAAGCAACAAAAAGAAUUUUUAAAAGAGGAAAAACGUAAGAGAAGACCAAAACCAAGUACAAAGCACAAGUUUCCUGGCGAAGAAAUUAGAUCUGUCAAAUCAUCGACUUCUGCAGCUUCCAUUUCAAAAUCGUCAACUUCUACUGCCACUUCAACUACUGCCUCACAACCAUUGGUUUCUGCAGCUUCUUCUUCGCAAUCAUCGACACCUGUAGUGAAACUAUCAAACUUUGGAGACUCCGAUAUGAACCUAUCGACUUCUGCAGCUUUCGUUCCACAACCAUCUACUUCUGCAGCUUUUGUCCCACAAACAUCUAGUUCUGCAGCUUUCGUUCCACAACCAUCUACUUCUGCAGAUUUCGUUCCACACCCAUCUACUUCUGCAGCUUGUUCUUCGACACUAUCCACUCCUGCAGCUUCUGCUUCAAACACGUCCCACAACCCGUCUAUUUCUGCAGCUGAGCAAGGAAAGUUAUAUCGCAUAACAUAUAAGCCUAAUGCAUAUAGGGAUAAACAUCAAUUUUGUAAGUUACAUAAUGAUAUAAAAUGUGCACAAUUCGAACGAGCACCACUUGACUGCCUUUCUACAUUAAAAGGUUUUCUUGCCUUAGCUGAUAUUUUACGAAUGAAUAAUAUAAGUAACACAGAGACAAAAGUUUUCUGUAUGGAAGAUCUUGAUUACUAUUUCAAAUUUACUUUUAAGAAAUUUGUAGGAUUAAAUACAGAUGCCCUACAAUUCACCGUUCUUAGAAAUAUACAUAUCUCUUAUAUUUCUUUGAUUGACAGAGAAUUUCAUAUUCCUAUAAUUAUUCCACACGACCCUCCACGACUUACGCGUCUACAAGCCUUUACGCCUGUACAACCAUAUCCCUCUUCUCCCAAAAGGGAAGAAGAGGAAGCUUUUCUUGAGAGAGUAUUACGAAUGCGUAUUCCUGAAGUGCUUCCGAAUGUAGAAGAAAAUGUAGAAGAGGAAGAAGAGGAAAUCUUUGUUUAAUGAUUAAUUUUUGGGCCAUUUUGGACAGUGUAAAAUGUUGACAGGCAUAUUUAUAUUUGUGUAAUUUAUGUGGUAUUGUGUAAAAUGUAUAAGUUAUAAGAAUGUGUUUAUGUUGUUUAUACUUUUAUGCGUAGUAUAAAGUAAUAAAUAAUCUAUACAAUAACUCAAGUUUUCAGU
Sitophilus oryzae (rice weevil) is the source of this 2860-nucleotide messenger RNA. RefSeq lists its product as uncharacterized. NCBI's taxonomy places the organism in Eukaryota, Metazoa, Arthropoda, Insecta, Coleoptera, Curculionidae. The record is from RefSeq and is a predicted model, not a curated record. The transcript is spliced from 6 exons. The coding region runs from base 104 to 2683 and encodes 859 amino acids.